Mirounga angustirostris (Northern elephant seal) is the source of this 3441-nucleotide messenger RNA. It is a transcript of the gene CDK17, whose product is annotated as cyclin dependent kinase 17. Lineage: Eukaryota; Metazoa; Chordata; Mammalia; Carnivora; Phocidae. The transcript has 17 exons. Gene Ontology annotation, biological process: protein phosphorylation. Gene Ontology annotation, cellular component: nucleus; cytoplasm. The record is from RefSeq and is a predicted model, not a curated record. The coding region runs from base 168 to 1739 and encodes 523 amino acids. Gene Ontology annotation, molecular function: cyclin-dependent protein serine/threonine kinase activity; ATP binding.
GCGGCGCUUGCAGCUCCUUGGAGACGCCAGGGGUGUGAGCGGGUGGCGAGCGCCGAGGAGGAGGAGAAGCCCUCGCGUGGGGAGCCGGCCGAGACAAAGAUCACCGCAGCCUCCUGCUGGCGGGUCACACCCCUGCGCGAUUUUUCAAGUCACAUUCAGUUGAUAGGAUGAAAAAAUUUAAGAGAAGGCUAUCCCUCACUCUUCGGGGAAGCCAAACUAUUGAUGAAUCAUUGUCUGAAUUGGCGGAACAAAUGACUAUUGAAGAAAAUAGCAGCAAGGAUAAUGAGCCUAUUGUGAAGAAUGGCAGACCUCCAACCUCUCACAGUAUGCAUUCCUUCCUCCAUCAGUACACAGGGUCCUUCAAGAAGCCCCCAUUGAGGAGACCACAUAGCGUUAUUGGAGGAAGCCUUGGAUCCUUCAUGGCAAUGCCCAGAAAUGGAAGCAGAUUAGAUAUUGUUCAUGAAAAUCUAAAAAUGGGAUCAGAUGGUGAGAGUGACCAAGCUUCUGGGACAUCAUCUGAUGAAGUACAGUCACCUACAGGCGUUUGUCUUAGAAAUCGUAUACAUAGACGGAUCUCAAUGGAGGAUUUAAAUAAGCGGUUAUCACUGCCUGCAGAUAUCAGAAUACCUGAUGGAUAUCUUGAAAAAUUGCAGAUAAACAGUCCACCAUUUGAUCAACCAAUGAGCCGAAGGUCUCGUAGAGCUUCUUUAUCAGAAAUUGGGUUUGGAAAAAUGGAAACCUAUAUCAAAUUGGAAAAGCUUGGAGAGGGUACAUAUGCGACAGUAUAUAAAGGAAGAAGUAAAUUGACAGAGAAUUUGGUGGCAUUAAAAGAGAUCCGGUUGGAACAUGAAGAAGGUGCACCCUGUACAGCUAUAAGAGAAGUUUCACUAUUAAAGGAUCUAAAACAUGCAAAUAUAGUAACCUUACAUGAUAUUGUUCAUACAGAUAAAUCUUUGACUCUGGUUUUUGAGUAUCUGGAUAAAGACCUAAAACAGUACAUGGAUGACUGUGGAAACAUCAUGAGUAUGCACAAUGUAAAGCUGUUUCUGUACCAAAUUCUCCGUGGUUUGGCGUAUUGCCACAGAAGAAAGGUGUUGCACCGAGACUUGAAACCACAGAACCUACUCAUUAAUGAAAAAGGAGAAUUAAAGCUAGCCGAUUUUGGGCUAGCCAGAGCCAAGUCAGUUCCCACGAAGACCUACUCCAAUGAAGUCGUCACACUGUGGUACCGGCCACCUGAUGUGCUUCUCGGUUCUUCAGAGUACUCGACACAGAUUGACAUGUGGGGUGUUGGUUGCAUUUUCUUUGAAAUGGCUUCUGGAAGACCUCUGUUUCCAGGAUCAACUGUGGAAGAUGAAUUGCACUUGAUUUUCCGACUGCUAGGAACACCAUCUCAGGAAACUUGGCCAGGUGUUUCUUCAAAUGAUGAGUUCAAGAACUACAACUUUCCAAAAUACAAACCACAGCCUCUCAUUAACCAUGCACCCAGGUUAGACUCUGAGGGAAUUGAGUUAAUAACAAAGUUUCUUCAGUACGAAUCUAAGAAAAGGGUUUCAGCAGAAGAGGCCAUGAAACAUGUAUACUUUCGAAGUUUGGGACCAAGAAUACAUACUUUACCUGAAAGUGUAUCAAUAUUCAGUUUGAAAGAGAUUCAGUUGCAAAAGGACCCGGGUUUUCGAAACUCUUCUUAUCCAGAGACAGGACAUGGGAAGAACAGAAGACAGAGCAUGCUCUUUUAAGUCUGAUAAAAUGGUUUCAAGCCCAGCCCCCAGCCUUUCUUAUCAAUCAAGGACUCAGAUCUGAAGGCAAUUAUUUCUUUUGGUGGACUUGGAAUCUCCGUUUGUCUACACUGUCCUCUUCACAGUGGAGUCUUUUUAUUUCAGACCUACAGAUUGUUUUUAUAUUUGUUGUCACAGUGUGACAAUUUUUUUGUACAGUUGGUUUUAAGGUCUUCUCUGCCAUUAGAGCCAGUAGGUUACAGCUGUUGAUGUAACUGUAGCUGCAAUUUUUGUGCAGGACUGAGAAACACAGUGCAUUAUUUAUUGCGGAAUCAUUGCUGCUAAAUAACUACUGUCUGUUUAUUUAACACAACAGUUAAAUGCCUGAAGAAGUUGCAGUGGCUUUAUUAGAUGUGAAUGCAUCUGUUUCUCCUCACGAAUUGUUUUACUGCUGCAUUUCUUGUUUGUUUUAAAAAUUAAACUGCAGUGUUUCCUGGAAUGUAAAUUUAGCUUUGCUUAACAGUAAAAUAAGUGAGCCAUCUUGAACACUCUAAGUUCAUGCUAUAUAAUUUUUUAUUGAACAUCUGCAAGUAGAGUAGCUAAGAAAUUGAUGAGCACAUAUGUUUAGGAAAGCAUGUGAUGCAGAAGUUGAUUCAAGCAAGUGAACACCUGAUAUAGGGAUCUCACAUUAGAUACCAGUAAAUUAAAGCACCAAAAUUAUUUAUUUUUACCUUUCCUCAUUUUAGAAAUAUUUACUGCAUAUUAUUGGAUAUGUGUAUACUAAUACACUUACCUAUUUUACAAUGUGCUUUAAUUUAGUUAAAACUAAACCAUACAAGUCCAGUGAAAUAUGUGAGGUCUUGUUUUUGUCUUAAAUACGAUUCUUUUAUUAGAAGGGAUAAUACUUCUUUGGGGAGUGAUUUAUUUCAUUUGGGGAGCUGCGUGUGUAUAUGUAUGUUUUAAUAACAUUCACUUGGAAUCAGCUAAAAGCUGUAAUAUGUCUUUGAAAUGAGCCAUGAUAAAUACAAAUGAGAGAAACAAGAACUUAGAGGAUUGUUUUAAAGCAUUGUAGGUAUUAAUGUGUUUAUCAGAGGUAGUAAAUAUUACAGUUUCAAUUAUGCAUCUCUUUGAACAUCAUAAACACACCUUGGUGUUGGUAAGUGUUUUAAGCAUUUGUGUUAACUUUUAGGGACUAUUCAUUUAGUGCAUCUUACAAACUACAAAUCUUAAUUGGUAUAUUUUGAAAUGGUCAUGUAAAUUUUUGGCUUAUAUAUCAUGAAAAUAAUCAUAACUUAAUUUUUUUUUCCUGAUAUUCACUGUAAAACAUUCAGGGGUCCUACCAUUUCUGUUCAGGAAAUCUUGUAGUUUAUUGUUAUUUAACAGUAUUAAGUGAAUUUUUGUAUAUUUCAUUUUAACUUUAUUUGUGAAUAGUGAUUGUGGCAUGUUUGGGUGUUAUUUUAAUAUUUCAUGAUACAGAAAUUUUAAUUUUUAAAAAAAAUUUUCUGGAAGAAACAGAUUCAUGUGUAAUGGUGAAUAUUGGACCACUACUGCUUUUCACAUUUGUAAAUUGGUUUUAUGUUAAAUCCUGUAGCCUAACAAACUGCUGUUAUUUCUAACUGACAGACCUGUAUUAAUAUUGUACUUUGAAGGUUAUAAAUAUUAUGUGGAAAUUCCUCCGUUUUGUUUUGAAAUUUAUAAUAACAAGAUCUUCAUGUUGUUAAAA